Molecule: messenger RNA, 2829 nt
Organism: Salvia splendens (bonfire salvia)
Lineage: Eukaryota; Viridiplantae; Streptophyta; Magnoliopsida; Lamiales; Lamiaceae
Product: putative inactive disease susceptibility protein LOV1
Exons: 1
Coding region: 1-2829 (942 amino acids)
Biological process (GO): defense response to other organism
Molecular function (GO): ADP binding
Source: RefSeq, a predicted model, not a curated record
AUGGGUGAAGAGAUGGCUGUAGAUGCAGUUGCAUCAGUGGUGCUCCAGAAACUAACUGACCUGCUCCAAGACAAGUCCUUCGCCACCAACAAGAUCAUAAGCCCUCGCCUCAAGGAGAUGAAGGCAACCCUGGAGACGACCCCCUCGGCCAGACCUGCACAUGAGGGAACACACGAAAACGAUGAAGAAAUCAAGAAACUGAGGCAAGAGUACCUCGGCCACAUUUACUCUAUCGAGGACUCAAUUGAGUCCUUCGCCCUCCGCUUCACCCGCCAGAGGAAGAAGCUCGGAUUCCUCAUGAAUUACGCUCUCUUCCCCAAGAAAUUCACAGCUCUCAAGAUGCUCGACUACAAGCUCUGCAGCAUUCAAACGGAGGUCAAGAAGAUCAGUAGUCGAACAAUCACCCUCGAAGGCAGCAGCAGAGCGGGAAGCCUGUUGCAGCAGCCAGAGUGUGAUGACAAUGAUGUACAAGAUGGUGAGGAGAUGCAAGAGGUUUCAUCUUCUUCCAUUGACAAAGAAACUGAGAGCAGUAUACAGAGCCUGCGUAGUACUUCGAUAAUUCGAGAGAGGAUAGAGCACUCCAAGCUCAUGUAUAGCUACUCAUACAAUGAGGAAGAGCUACCAAUCGUCGGAUACCAAUGCAAGGUGGAUGAUAUGCGGCGUAUGCUGUUGAAUCCAGAUGAAGGCCCGGUAAUCCCCAUAGUAGGCGAACUGGGCUCAGGCAAGACGAUGCUGGCUCGUGCUGUUUAUGGGAACAGAGCCAUCACCAAGACGUUCGACAGUGCUGCUUGGGUGACUGUUUUCGAGAAAUCUACAACCACGGAUAUCUUGCUCGCCUUGCUGAAUCAGGUGACGAAAUCUGAAGUCCAAGAUGGGACUACAGAGGAGUCACUCAAACAAAGGCUCGCGCAGGAACUGAGUGGCCAGCGAUACUUAGUCGUGUUGGACGGAGUUCAGACUUUGGAUCGAUGGGAAAGGAUAAGACAUGCUUUCCCUAAUCAAGAAAAUGGGAGCAAGAUCAUCCUCACCACUUGUGAUGAGGGCGUAGCUGAUCCAAAGGGGCAGAUGUAUAAAAUGGAUAAGCUGGAUCAUGAAGAGAGUUGGACUCUGUUCAUGACAAAGGUGGGAUCACAUCAAGAUCCAAAAGGAGUGAAGAAGAGGAUCAUCAAGGUUUGCCAGGGGCUGCCGUUGAGCAUUGUCCUGCUCGGCAGCCUGUUCUCGAUGAAGGACAGAAGUGAGUGGCCCAAAACACUCGACCGCCUCAGAAAUUGGCAGGCCGCCGACAUAAUGAAGCUGAGCUACAACGACCUUGACAACCACUUGAAACUGUGUCUCAUCUACAUGACACUAUUUCCUAGAGAGAUGGACAUUCCAGUGAGGAGGCUGCAACGGUUGUGGCUAGCCGAGGGGUUCGUGGAGCAGCCACGUGAGUUCCACGAAGAUGUGAACCAGCCACUCGAGUUCCAAGAAGACGUGGCGCAGGAGUAUUUCGAGAGCCUGGUGAAACGCAGCUUGAUAAUGGUGUCGAAGCAGCGCUCAGAUGGGAGCGCUAGAAAGUGCCGGCUGCAAGGCGCCAUCCAUGACUUUUUGCUGGAACAGGCUCAGGAUAUCCGCCUUUUCCACGUCCAUCCCGGAUCAGACGAAGGCUUGGCUGGGAUGCGGAGGCUCAUCGAAUAUGCUGAUGCCGGGAUUGUCCCACCCAAUACUGCUCCAAUUCGACAUACGAGGUCUUACAUAUCAUUCAAGCUACAGAAAAAGGAUAUUCCAGCAAAGCAUGUGUGCUCACUUGUUAGCAAAAUGGGGAAACGGUUGGGCUUGUUGAGGGUUCUUGAUCUUGAGGGAGUGUACCAACCUUGUUUGCCGGACAAUCUAGGUGACUUGUAUCAUUUGAGGUAUCUCGGAUUGAGGUGGACAUUCAUCGACAAGCUUCCAAAAUCUGUUGGCGAACUCCCUCAUCUCCAGACAUUAGACCUUAAGCAUACACAGAUAGACAAGAUCCCGAAAACUGUUUGGAAACUGAAGAAUCUCCAGCAUCUCAAUCUCAACGAAGUUCAUCUAGACAAGGACACACCUCUGCACUUCCGCAAGUCCUUGCCCGAUCUCCUAACUCUCUGGGGGUUAUCAGUCAGCCACGAGACCCCAAUAAAGAAUGGCCUGAGCAAGCUGAAACACCUAAGAGAGCUAGGCAUUUCUUUCCGUUGCAUCAAGCUCAGUGAUGAUCAUGAAAGAUGUCAAGAUCCUUUGGUGGAGUGGAUUUCCGAGCUAACUGAUCUCCAAUCAUUGAGGUUGCGAUCCAAAGAUGAUGCUGGGAACCCUUUACGCCUUAGUUUAAGGCCGUUUUCACGCUUGGAGAAACUCUCCCACAUGAAGUUACUUGGGAAGCUGCAGGAACUCCCUCCAUUGGAUCACUUCCCACCUCAUAUCAAGGUUCUCACAUUGUCAUUGACGUUUCUGUCCAAAGACCCCAUGCCAAUUCUUGGACAGCUCCCAGAUUUAACGGUUUUGAGGCUGCUCGGUAGCUCAUACCUCGGAGAGACAAUGGUGUGCUUGAGUGGCAGGUUUAAGAGCCUUGAGGUGCUGAAACUAUGGGUGCUCGAAGGUCUGAAGAAAUGGGAAGUGGAAGAUGGAGCGAUGAAGAAACUCAAAGAGGUCAACAUCAGAAGGUGUUCCAAUCUGGAAAACUUCCCAACAUUAUUGCUGCAGCAGAAAACCUUCCAAGAUUUGAUCUUGAACAACAUGCCCCAUGCAUUCAAGGAUAAAAUUGAUGACAUUUAUCAGAGCAAAGUCUCCACCAAAGAUUUUAAAGAACAACUCAGAGCUAGAGAUUAG